ACUCUUGAAAAUGUGAGAACAUUUCCAAAUUCUGUUGUCCUCAUCUGUCCGAAUCCAAACUUAAGUUCGGGGAAUUGGAAGGUAAGGUACGUUUUACAGCAAUGGAAUUAAUGGAGGAAAGAAUUCGAAUGACGAUGACUAGUUCUCAAAGAACUUGAAGGACUCAGCCCAUGAACAUGGAUCCAUAUCGCCUGAAACUUUUGGAACUGUCAAACGAGAUCACCGAACGAGAACUUGUUGAAUUAAAGUUUAUAUGCAAGCAGCAUAUUCCUGUCGGGGUACUUGAAAGAAUUCAAAGACCCCUUGAGUUGUUCGACGAACUUGAAAACAGGAAUUUGUUGAGUCCGGAUAACAAGGAAUUUUUGGCCGCCAUAUUCGCUGGAAUCAAUCGUCUGGAAUUGAGAGCUGAUCUUUUAGGUAAGAGUUGCAAUAAGAGGCUUUAGUCGUAAAUUAAUUCAUUUUCCAAGGGAUUUGUUUUGAGUUGCCUGAUCGGCUGCUGUUUUUGGUGUAUUAAGAGUCAAACUUGAGGCGAAGCUGUCUUCGGGGGUCUGAGAAGGAGAAAUAAUGCAUAUCACGUAUUAAUCAAAGGGUGCCUAGAAUCAAUAUUUGAUUCUCCUCAUUACAAUUCAACAACAGUAAACACUGCCGUUUUUAUUGAAUAAAGUUUUAAACAUUUCAUUCUCAGAAUGAUAUUUCCCUUAAAACCAUGAGAUUGGGAGUCUUGUCGUAAGAAAAGCACAAAAAGAAAAUCUUGAGACUCACAGCAGAAUAGUGAGCUUGGACCAGCUUGGGAGUAGAAGAGCGAGUGCUGAUCUUUUAGUCAUGUUUAUCACCUUGACUGGUCAUAAAGCUUCAAAAGUUCGUCAACUUCUGUCUCAAAGUUAUCCGUAGUCCUAAUUUGAAGCGUAAAAAGUCCACAUGAAGAGAACUUAUUGUCCUGUGAAAGGUACAAAAUCAUAACAUCAAAAGCUUUGGGCACAAUUGUACGCUCAGCAAGUCUUGAUCGCAAAACAUGUACAGGAACAAUCAAUCCAUGACAGUUGUCGUUUUGAUACCGACUAAUUACGAAAAAUGUCCACACCUGAGUGACACAUUUUCGUAUCGCAGUGCCCACAAUAACUUGUUCCUUACACUAUGCAUAAUCCACAAGUCGAAAAGUGCUCUUCACUCUAAGCGAUUUCACCUUUAUCAAAUGUUUUGGAUUUCCUUAAUGUAUACCACACGCACACGCUGUUCGUCACUAAUAGAGUGCAUGGGUCACAAGGUUUGGGAAAUUGUCCCCACAUCAUUAUAGGGAACCCCCUGUUAACUCUUAGGGACCUAUUGAAUUCCUGCUUAUGAUUGGCUGGGAAAAUGUCUCUGGGUUUGAGAGAAAGGGUGUAUACGUUACAGGUCAAAAUGAAAUUCAAGUCUGAAUUUUUUUGUCUCCUAGCCGUACUUGUUCAUGAAUUAGGACUAGGAGAUGAAAUUGGGAAUCAACCUAAGUUUAAAAAUUUGAACCAGAAUUUAAUUUUGAUCUGUAACAUAAUUAUGUACAGUGUAGGUCUAACCAGUGGCAGACAUAACGUGAUCUAAUAAUGAUGUUUAUUACAGGUCAGCCAAGAGAAGGCAGUAGCUCUCCUCUGACUCUAUAUCAGCAAACAUUAUUUGACCUGUACAAGGAUAUCAUUGGUUGGCUUCAGCCUCUUACAUGGAACAAAUCAUUUCUUAUCCACAUCAAGCACAUUUACACCAACCUCCAGAUGAUCACUCGGAGACAGACCGGGCGAGUUACAAAGCGAGAGCCCUUGGAGACGUAUGUUGAAAUCUUCAAUACUCGGCCAGGUUCCUCCAAGAUGAGGCGCAUCCUCAUAGAGGGACAGGCAGGUGUUGGAAAGACUACAUUUGUGUCACUUAUGGUGUAUGACUGGGCUUGUGCUAGUCCAAAUUUGCAGCAUUUUAAGCUUGUCCUGUUUAUGGAGCUUAAGCAAAUGAAAGGGAAUUUGAAGAACGAUAUCUAUGAGCUACUUUUCCCAAGAGACUUCUACUAUUCAGCAGAUCACCUUUUCCAGUAUAUCACUGCCAAUCAAGAAAGCGUUCUCUUUAUCCUUGACGGUUAUGAUGAAGUGAAUCCUUCACGGCUGCCAGAAGUAGAAGAUCUGAUCAUGGGCAAGAUCUUCAGGAAUGCAACAGUUAUCGUCACCUCAAGACCUGGGAAAGGAUCAAGGGUGCACUGGUUCAUGGAUUCCCGCAUUGAGAUCACAGGCUUUACCAGUGAAAAUAUCCAUGAGUUUGUCUUUAAGUACUUCCAAGAUGAUGCUCCCAUGGCUGAGAGCUUAGUCGCUCAACUUGAGAUGCAUCCUGUUGCAGAGCACAUUGCAAGAAUUCCGCUCACGGCGAUGCUCAUCUGUGCAAUGUGGGAGGAGAUGCCUCAAGCAGCAUUGCUUUCUUCAGUAACGUCUCUUUUCAUUGAGCUAACUCUCUUGCUUGUAAAGAGAUACUACUCAAGACAGGAUGACCAGAGCAGUUUUGAUCCAGAAAAUCUGUGCUCAUUGGAAGACAUUCCAGAUGAUCUCUUCCAAAGUUUGCUAUCAUUGGGUGAGGUUUCACUAAACGGAUUGCUGAAUGAUGAGUUACUUUUUGAUCUGCAGAGGCUUGAGAAAAUUUGUACCAACAAGGGUGCACUGGACAUUGGAUUCCUCUCAAAGGAAGCUGGAUCAUCAAGGCUCAAGCCAGUCCAGAAAUGCCGUUUUUCACACAGAUCUUAUCAGGAGUUUCUGGCCGCCCUUUGGUUGAGCCACAAAAUCAAACAGGCUUUGAAAGAUAGGUCAGUUUUUGAAGAUGUAAGUAUUUACAUCAUGAACUGCCUAUCAUCAGAACUGAACCAAGUCCUGUUUUUGUUCACUCCUGGAUUACUGGGAGAUGGAUUCCAACCUUUCUUUGAGCUCUUGUUACAAGAAGGAAGUAUGGAAGUCGUGGAGAAUGAAAGCUUGAAGCAGUCAUUCUUUGAAGUUUGUUUAAUUUCUCUGUACGAAUCCAAUCAAGGGCACUUAGCAUACAAGCUGGAACCCCAAAUGCCGUGGGGCAUUGUUGAGCUUGAUCACUUUAAUGCCACGCCGUACAAGCUGAGAGCUCUGGUGUACUUCUUGUCCAACAGCCAUUCAGUGACCUCGUUAGAGUUAAAUGACAGUCGAGUGGAUGCCAAAGCUCUUCAAGUACUGGCAAGAUUUCUUCCAGAAAUGGUCUCUAUCAGAGAGCUGCAUUUGACAUCAAGCAGGAUUACUGAUGCUUGUUUGACUGCAUUUGUGAGCUCACUUUCUACUGUGCCGCAGUUGGAGAAACUCCAGCUAACAAGCAACCUUAUUAGUGAGCAUGGCUUAGAAAUCCUCAUCUCAGCCUUUAAGGAUCUUCCAAACUUGCGACAAUUGGAUGUCCAAGGAAACAGGAUUGCUGAAGCUGGGUUUGGCGCUUUAGUCCCUGCGAUUACACUCCUGCCAAAUCUGGAAGAACUGUCUCUUGGAACCCCUGUGCUCCAUACUGAACAACUUCAAGCAGAAGCAGGUUAAACUAAUUUAAGUAACUUCAUAUUUAACUGUACCUGCCUAAAAUCUCAGACAAUUGCUGACAGAACAUCUGUGUUAUAGACAGUGGUCCCCACUGACCACCCUGUAUAUUCAACGACUUCACUAUUACGACUGUACUCUUUUGCCCAAAAUAAUUUAGUAAAAACAAUGAGCCACUUUUUUGAUCCCAAACCUUGAUUACAUGGCAACCUUGCUAAAAAAUGUUAGCUGAUUUUCACGGCCCUUGGAGAGUCCCAUAUACAGAGUUUCAUACCACAGUUAAAAUAGUUAAAAUAAUAAUGUGAAAAAUAUUUUAAAUUUUGUUUCAAGGUGAAAAGGCUCACCCAACAGCUGAAGGUGAAUGUGCUACCACUUUGAGUGACGAGACAUUCAUAUCAUUAAUGAAGGCUGCUCAUUCUCAUAACACUCUUAAAAUUAUCAAGUGAGUACUCUGAUUUCCAACUGUGUUUUCUCUAUGUAGCUCCCAGCCUGUAAUGAGGCCCUCCCCACUUCUAAUAGUCCCCCAGCCUGAAGCACCAAAAAUGAAAUUAACCAGGGGUGUCAUUCCUUUUUAAAGCCACGUAGCCUCCAAAGGAUAUGUUAGAGCCCUUUUGGUCCAAAAUUGGUCAUAGAUUGCACCCAUUGUCAUCUGAAAUAGGGUAUCAAAGUUUGCACUAGAAUUGGGUUUGGAUAUAGAAGAUGCAGGUUUUACUUUUAUUGACUCUUUUAGAUGUGUCCUUUGAUUAAUUUGAAGCAUAUCUCAGAUGACAAUGCAUGCAAAUUGAAGCAGCUGUUUGAUAGACUGUAGCUGGGAGAACUAAUAUUAAUUUGCUAUUGGAUUUUGUUUAAAUAAUAUACCUGUUAAAAAUAUCUCUUUUUCAGGCUCAGUCAAGGUGCAGUUCCAGAAGGGAAAGAUCCAGCGGAGUUUGAGUGUCUUAAAGUUUCAUAAAAGCUGUGCAACUUCAACCUCUCCUCACUGUACUUUGCAGUUCUGCUUGAUAUCAGAUGCAAUUAAAGGAUUGUACUGUGAGCCCACAGUCAAUUUUGUGGUAGUAUAUCUACUAGUAAAACUGAAAAUAAUCUCCAUGAACAGUGUAAUAUUCCCAAUUUUAAAUUAUGUAUAUUUCAGUGUAUCAGUUUAGGAAAAGCGAUGUUAAUGGAUAAUUACAUCACUUGAAAUACACACUGCCUUCAUUUAUUUGCCCAGAGGGUACUUCCUAUAAUGCCGGAAAGGGG
Porites evermanni is the source of this 4778-nucleotide messenger RNA. NCBI's taxonomy places the organism in Eukaryota, Metazoa, Cnidaria, Anthozoa, Scleractinia, Poritidae. The record is from the annotation of a GenBank genome assembly.